AUGUCCAACCCAACCGCCUCCUUCAUCCCCCUGGGCGCCAUCAUCCAGUCCCUGGAUGUCGAUGGCACCAACAUCGUGCUCGGCUUCCCCUCCCAAAAGGCCUACGAGGAACACAACUCCUGCUUCUUCGGCGAGACCAUCGGCCGCGUCGCCAACCGUGUCAAGAACGCCAAGAUCGACUCUCUCAACGGUGGCAAGUCUUACACCCUGGCGGCUAACAACGGCGUCAACAACCUGCACGGCGGCGUCAAGGGUUGGGGCAAGAAGGUCUGGGACGGCCCCAAGCCCGUUGGUAUCAAGGAGAUCCCCGCGUUCGAGGGCAAGAGCGACAAGGUUGAUGGUGGUGAGAGCGUCCAGUUCACGCUUGUGAGCGAGGACGGCGAUGAGGGUUUCCCCGGAACGGUCGAGGCGAGGGUGACCUACACUGUCAGCAAGGAGAAGAGCGAGGAUGGCAAGGAGAAGGUCUUGUUGGGUAUUGAGUAUGAGGCGGAGCUGUUGGACGGUGAGGUCGAGGAGACGGUCAUCAACAUGACUAACCACUCAUACUUCAACCUAACCGGCGGCGACUCCAUUGAGGGCACCAUCGUCACCCUCGCCACAAACCAGUACCUCCCUGUCGACGAAGGUGGUAUCCCCACCGGUGGGCCCGCGCCCUUCCCCAAUCCCGUUGUCCAGGCCGGCGGCAACACCCCCUUCACCCUCGGCGCCGUCGAGCCCGAUAUCGACGAUUGCUUCAUCGUCAACGAGGACCCCUCAUUGGUCCCCAUCGACACCCGCUCGCUGCCCCUCAAGAAGAACCUCAGCGCGUACCACCCCGAGUCCAAGAUCCACCUCGAGGUGUACAGCACUGAGCCCGCCUUCCAGUUCUACACGGGCAAGUACAUUGACAUUCCCGAGGUGGAGGGCGUUCCCGCUCGCAAGGCCCGCGCUGGCUUCUGCCUUGAGCCUAGCAGGUGGGUCAAUGCUUGCAAUGUGCCCGAGUGGAAGGGACAGAUGCUGCUGAAGAAGGGAGAGAAGUAUGGGUGCAAGGUUCUGUACAGGGCGUGGAAGGAGUAA
Sordaria macrospora k-hell is the source of this 1056-nucleotide messenger RNA. RefSeq lists its product as uncharacterized. Gene Ontology annotation, biological process: beta-D-galactose catabolic process via UDP-galactose, Leloir pathway; glucose metabolic process. NCBI's taxonomy places the organism in Eukaryota, Fungi, Ascomycota, Sordariomycetes, Sordariales, Sordariaceae. Gene Ontology annotation, molecular function: carbohydrate binding; aldose 1-epimerase activity. The record is from RefSeq and is a predicted model, not a curated record.